UCACAGCACUGUAGGGCGGGACUAGGCGGAAGGCGAUUUUGAACUAUAUGAGCACAUUCCGCGUUUAUACAUCAAUGGGUACAAUCUGUUUCAGCAACGUUAAUGAAUGAAGUUGAAGUCAAAUAAGAUAUCGCACAAUUUAAGCACACGUUUCCACACAGAGAAACUGAGUGACUGAGACGUUAUUUUGUGGACAGUACAGUACAAGAACAUCAUCUUAUUUGAGUUCAUAGACCAGGACAGAGAUGGCUGGAAUUCUGUUUGAGGAUAUCUUUGAUGUAAAGGACAUCGAUCCCGAUGGCAAGAAGUUUGACAGAGUAUCUCGUCUACAUUGUGAAAGUGAAUCUUUUAAGAUGGACCUCAUCUUGGAUGUGAACAUUCAAAUCUAUCCGGUCGAUCUUGGUGACAAGUUCAGACUGGUCAUUGCCAGCACAUUAUAUGAAGAUGGAACGCCAGACGACGGAGAGUACAAUCCUCAGGAUGACCGGCCAUCCAGAGCGGACCAGUUUGAUUAUGUGAUGUAUGGGAAGGUUUACAAGAUCGAGGGCGACGAGACAUCAACAGAAGCAGCCACACGCCUCUCUGCCUAUGUGUCUUACGGCGGCCUCCUCAUGAGGCUGCAGGGAGACGCCAACAACCUUCACGGCUUUGAGGUGGACUCCAGGGUCUACCUCCUCAUGAAGAAACUGGCCUUCUAAAACACAUCCUCUGCUCACUUACUUAGCCUGGUUCUUCCACUGCCACUGUCAACUUUAAAGUCAUAAUGAACUGCAUACUGAAAACAUUCGUAUUCUCAACACUGGAGCACAUGACCAUCAUCCAAGAGCAGCUCACAGACAGAACGCAUGGAGGCUGAAGAUAUUUACUUUUUUACUUUUGUAGUUACAAAAUGUUUCCUCCAUGGAAAUGGACUACAGAUUAAAGACUGACACGUAGGAACCGAUGCAACCUCCAUCUGCUGGUAAACUGUAAAUAAAGAUUUCUUUUAUACAAAAUGA
This is a messenger RNA of Cottoperca gobio, 998 nucleotides long. It is a transcript of the gene polr2h, whose product is annotated as RNA polymerase II, I and III subunit H. The record is from RefSeq and is a predicted model, not a curated record. Gene Ontology annotation, cellular component: RNA polymerase I complex; RNA polymerase III complex; RNA polymerase II, core complex. Gene Ontology annotation, biological process: DNA-templated transcription. The coding region runs from base 246 to 698 and encodes 150 amino acids. NCBI's taxonomy places the organism in Eukaryota, Metazoa, Chordata, Actinopteri, Perciformes, Bovichtidae. The transcript has 6 exons.